CUCUCACUAGCGCUGCUAGUGGACAAUCAAACCUACACACCCACCUCCAGACACACUCGCAUUUCUCAUUUCUUACUUCUAGUCUAAAUUAGAUAGCAAGACGUAGUGUCGGAGCUCGCAGAUCGCAUAGAAUUAGUUUUAAGUACUAGCGGUAGUUAAACAGUAAAUCUGAAAUUCAACAUGGAGUCCCCUCCAGAUCCAGCGAGCGACCCGGGCAACAGCGCCUCGGAGCCGGCUACCCCGGUCAGGGAAACCCCGGUAAACCUGGAGACGCUCCGGAAAGCGGACCAUCCAGCCCCGGUUCGAAGGCAGACCUGUUCAAGCACCAACAGAGGUAUCUCAGUAACAAAGAAGACUCAUACCUCUCAAAUCGAAAUAAUUCCCUGCAAGAUCUGUGGAGACAAAUCAUCAGGCAUCCAUUACGGCGUGAUAACAUGUGAAGGCUGUAAGGGCUUCUUCAGGAGGAGUCAGCAGAGCAAUGCAGCCUACUCCUGCCCCCGUCAGAAGAACUGCCUGAUCGACCGUACCAGCCGCAACCGCUGCCAGCACUGCCGGCUGCAGAAGUGCCUGGCAGUGGGCAUGUCACGAGAUGCGGUGAAGUUUGGCCGCAUGUCGAAGAAGCAGCGAGACAGCCUGUACGCUGAGGUCCAGAAGCACCGACUGCAGCAGCAGCAGCGUGACCACCAACAACAGCCUGGAGAGGCGGAGCCGCUCACACCUAGCUAUGGCCUCUCAGCCAAUGGCCUCACAGAGCUCCAUGACGACCUCAGCGGCUACAUGGAUGGUCACACCCCUGAUGGCAGCAAACCAGACUCGGCAGUCAGCAGCUUCUACCUGGACAUCCAGCCAUCUCCUGACCAGUCAGGCCUGGACAUUAACGGCAUCAAGCCGGAGCCCAUCUGCGACUUUGCCCCCGGCUCUGGCUUCUUUCCUUACUGCUCCUUCACCAAUGGAGAAACCUCCCCCACCGUGUCCAUGGCUGAACUAGAGCACCUGGCCCAGAAUAUCUCCAAGUCACACAUGGAGACAUGUCAGUACCUGAGGGAGGAGCUGCAGCAGAUGACCUGGCAGGCCUUCCUGCAGGAAGAGGUGGAGAACUACCAGAGCAAGCCCCGGGAAGUCAUGUGGCAGCUGUGUGCUAUCAAAAUAACAGAGGCCAUUCAGUAUGUGGUGGAGUUCGCCAAGCGCAUCGACGGCUUCAUGGAGCUGUGUCAGAACGAUCAGAUAGUGCUGCUGAAAGCAGGCUCUUUGGAAGUUGUGUUUGUCAGAAUGUGCCGUGCCUUUGACUCGCAAAACAACACAGUCUAUUUUGAUGGAAAGUAUGCCGGACCUGAUGUGUUCAAGUCAUUAGGCUGUGACGACUUGAUCAGCUCCGUCUUCGAGUUUGGGAAAAACUUGUGUUCUAUGCACCUGUCUGAGGAUGAGAUCGCCCUGUUCUCCGCCUUUGUGUUGAUGUCUGCUGACCGGUCCUGGCUCCAGGAGAAAGUGAAGGUGGAGAAACUCCAGCAGAAAAUCCAACUGGCCCUCCAGCAUGUCCUGCAGAAGAACCACAGAGAGGAUGGUAUACUGACAAAGUUGAUAUGCAAAGUGUCGACACUGCGAGCGCUGUGCAGUAGGCAUACAGAGAAGCUUACAGCUUUCAAAGCAAUAUACCCAGACAUUGUGCGUGCCCACUUCCCCCCCUUAUACAAGGAGCUGUUUGGAUCAGACUUUGAGCAGUCCAUGCCCGUUGACGGGUAGCAGCCCUGCCAGGUGCCAGUGUGCCCACCGUAGGGGAAUGUGGAGGAGGAAUCUGAGACACUUUAUUGGUGCCCUGCACAAACCAGAGCGGACAGAUGGCACGCUGUUCAACUUCUUCUUUUACAUCGGAGGGGAGGGCUUGGGGAGUUGAUUCUCAAGGUUUACUUUAUUGAAUUUAGUUCUCUUUGGAAGACUUGUGGGACCUGACACCCCAUGGGACAUGAAGAGGAGAUAGGGACAAAUAAUUUCUGUCUGGUUGAACUUGACCCUCUUUUGCGCAUUUCUAACCUGGAGCACAUGAUUCACAAUUUCAUUCAUUCAUUUUCACCGCUAUUUAUUGCAUCGCUAUUAUUAUGAUUUACCUGUGCAUCUGACUUGUAAUCGUAUAAAAUUAUUUUGGAAUAAAAAUAGCUGGAGACCUCUUCAAUUAGAAGAUAAAUCCACAUCAGUAUUAUUUUUCAGGUUACACUCCCAAAAUAGUUUUAGUAUUUUCAUAUUUAAAACUUUAAACAGUCUUUUCCCUAUCUGCUUCAUACACUAUAUCCCCAACCUAAAUUAUAAUAGCUGAUAAAUGCGCACAUUUUGGUCAAGUUCAAGUUGGUCAGCCUUUUUUUUCUCUUGUGUUCAGUCGUAUCUGUUGGACGCAGUUCCUGGAAUGAAAACUCACAGCGACUUUGAGGGAGAGUCUGUCGGCAUGGUGAUGCAAUCGGCACCUCUCUAUGGACAAUCGUUAAAAAAAAAAAAAAAGAAUUCUGGUAAUUCUAAACACAAUGAUUUUAGCUGUCAAAGACUCCAUCCACCAUUAUUGCAUAGUGAAAUCAUGUAAGGCCAUCUGCUAUUAAUCCUUCUCUGGACAGGUGCCCUGGGGAAGCACAGGGCACCAACACAAUGAAAAGGGUCCAUUCCACCUGUUUUAUAAUGUACUACAGGGUAUAUGGUCAUAAGUACUUACUAUACAGAAAAAAGUAAUGUUUAUAGAAUCUAUUUUAAAUAACAUGUAUGAUAUUAGUAGUUAGACCAUUCUUAAUUGUUGAAUUGAUAAGGCACUUUUAUUUACACCUUUCUUUAAUUUAAGACUUGUAUAUUUACCUAGUGAUGUGUUGCAUGUGCACAAGAAAUACAAGUUGAACCAUGGUCACAGAGGCUAGUCCUGGGAGCUGCAGAUGAUACUGGUCUGGAAAUAUAAGGGCUGUCUGUUAGGGUGGCUGGCGUGGCUGCUAGUUGGUGAACAAAGAGGCAUGGGUGAGAAGGCAGGUUAGAGAAGCUCUAUCAACUGUUACCUAAAAUACCGCCUGCAUGACACUUGCCAAAUGUAGCUCUGAUACUCCUUUUUAGCGAGUGUGCACAUAUACAGUAACAGCCAACAAACCUUGUAGUGAUGUUACAGUCUAUGGCUUUCUUGACCUUUGUUAUGAACAGACCUGUAUUGUAUAAACCUUUUUAAAAUACAAGAAUACAGGAAAACUGUAUUGUAAUGUGAGACAUUUGCAAUACACUGACUUUCAUAUUCUUUUCUAUUAUUUUCUAAAUAUUUGGUACUAAUUUUACUGUGAAAAACCUCACGUUUCAUGUAAAGAAGGCCACAAGAAAACAUAAAAACUAGACAUUAUCACAGCCAGGUCUUACAAAUCAGCCUUGUGGUUGGACUGGAAAGAUCACACAGUCUGUAAUCCAAUUGUUCCAUCUAGUGGAAGGUAAAGAUACAGCAAGCAAGUUAACAGCCUAACGACAAAGAAACAAGGUCUAACUUAAAAGCACAUUUAUGAGCCUCUGUCAGAAUGUUUUGAGUGUUUCUUGUUGUUGUUUUUGAGUGACUUUAUCUACCUUCUCACCACAGCCUCAGUCCAGCAAAGCCACAACAGGACACAGAAGGAACAGUGAAGGGAAAGUGAAUAUUCAAAGCCUUGUCUGGUAGUAAAGCUUCUAUUUUUGUAACAUGUUUUGGUUAAUAAACUCAUGAAAGAGAGCGAGGGAGAGAAAAAGAUGUCAGGUAGCACUUAACUAUAUUCCUGCAAUAAUUAGAUUAGCUGUUGUUUGUAUGAUUAGGGGAGAAACAUAAAAAUGGUAGGACAAGUGCUAUUUUCAGAAUGCUUUGUUGUUGUGUUUCUUGUUUUGUUGAGUGUGUCUUGUCAGUGUGGUAGUAAAGUGGUAGAAAAAACCCUGGAUGUGCCAAACAGUAGUCGUUGCUUCCGCUUUCCAGUCUACUCGUCUAUAAUGUAGAAUGGAUUCCUAAGACAUUCCAGCAAUCUCAGUAGCGGCUUCUAGAAAUAUCUUUUAAAAAAGAGCAAAAAAAUAAAAGACAAAAAAUGAUAUCCCUUUAGAAACCCAACAAAGCAUGUUAAUACAUCUGUCACCAACCGUUACAUAGAAUCCAGUUGUUGUCUUUUGUUUUCUGUUUGCACAAUAUCAUUCCUCUGCCGUGCAAUUUGUACAUGGCGUUAAUGCCUUGUGCUGUCACCCCUCAGGGAAGAGUUUCUUUUGCGCUUUCUGCUUUGAGAGGACAUUUGUUUGUACUCAUUAGGUUUAGUUUAUGUUUUUGUCAGGGAUGUUCCAUGUGAUGUGGUUGAGAUUAACAUUUGAAUAUUCAUCAGUGAGGGGUUCAGAAUUUUACAUUAUUGAUCUCCUCAAGGGGCCUCCAGCCACUCAAAGACCACUGCGCCCCCCUACGGUCAUCUCAUUUGUAAAAACAACAAACCCCAUCACUUUUACAAAUGGCAGUUUUAUUAGCACACAGCAUAUUCCUGUCACACAAAAAUCUGUUUUGGUUUCAAAUGGUGUCAUCAGGGUCUUUAAAAAUGAUAACCCUCUUUGUUAGAAAAACCAAAUAUUCUUAUGCAAUAUUAAAUCUGUUGUGUUUGGGUUGUAGUAGAUAUGCUGUACCUAAGUAAUAAUCUCUGUUAUGAUCCAAUGCUAUUUGGAUAUGCACAAGCCCGCUACGACUAGUAAACCUCAGUCUCCCAGCAAAAGAAACCCAGUCUGGAACACUGCUAGACAAUCCAGGUUGAGCGGCCCAGUGGCCUGGCUACAGCAGCGAAGAGGAUGAGGUGCGAACGCUCAGGGAGGUAACAGGUAGACCGAAGAAGCAGCUCGCUUUCCUCUAGACAGUUGCAGAGCAUUUGAUUAGCUCCUCUGUGAAUUUAUGAGGUCUUUAAAAUCUCUUCAAAGCACUCAAUUGAUAAGAAGAGGUGGCAGAGCACACUGAACAUGCAGUACAGCACUUACUGUUCAGAAAAUAAUUAAGAGAUGGAUUUGGCUGAUUUCCUGUUUAUUUGCAAAAAAAUUGAUUUGUUUCUUGAAAAUGAUUCUGUUUUCUUAAGCUGUUGUAAUAUUGCUUGAUGGUCACAUAAAACAAUUCAGUAUUUUCUCAAAUAUGAUCAGCUAAGGUCUACCACCAAAACAGUUCUUCUCUCAUGAAGUGAAAAUCUGUUUUUCAUUCAAGUCUAAAUGGUUGAGUGGCAUGUAAUGUGUUCUACAAUAUAAAGCAAGCAAUAUGCCUUGUGUUACAAUUACGGGUCUCUACAGUGCAGUCAUCAUCGUUUUGAAUUGACUUUAUUUAUUCAGCUGACUCAAACUGAUAAGGUUUACUCUCAGUCUAGAACAAAAAGUAAUAAAGCCCCAUCACUCUGUUUUCAUCUUCUUAUGUACUGGUAUGGUUGGCAGGAUAGCAGAAAAUGGUCAUCAAACACAUGGAUACUUGUGUCUAACUAUAAACUGCGCCUUCACACUGGCCUGUAAAGUGAUGUCCUGUAUAUUCUCACUUGAGGUAUCCCGAUUUAAGUAAGGGAUUGCUAUUCAAUCAGUGUAUAGUAUUCAGUAAAAUGUGCUGGUCCUUCUGUCUCUGCUCUGUUGUCUGUUUGUAAAAAGCAAUAGUGUGUGUGUGCGUGUGUGUGUGUGUGUAUGUGUUUGUUCUCACAGUGUGUGAAUAAAAUAAACCCCAGACAAGGCUUUAAUAAUUACAGAGGAAAAGGGUUAUGUGGACGAAGAGGUCUUGAUUUUAUUUUGGACUUAAAAAAAAAAAAGGUUUUGGAAAUGCUGAGCUUGAUCCAUCCAUAAUAGGUGUAGGUUUUUAAAAGCAUGACAUAAUGCUUUCAACAAUUCAUAGGUCUGCAGAAGGCUGUGAGGCAAUAUUGACCAGCUUCACAGUGAAAACGGGCGUCGCUAUCAGUUUGGACAGUGCGGCCACAGCCUGAGCUGAAAUGAAUUGAAAUGAAUUCUGGACUGUAAACUAUGAAAACGAGUCUUCUUGUGACCAUAAAUUGUGAAGAUCAGAUUAUGUCACGCUUAAAGGUUGUGCUGGUGUGUUACCCAGAAUUAUGAGUCAGUCAUUACAUUUUAACAGAACUCAUUUUCCAAAGCACAGCUGAUAAGGUUUUAUGAUUAAAUGACGUUUAAGAAUAUAGUUUUAAAAAAAAUGAAAAGCAACUUUUAGCCAUAAUCGAAUGUCAAGCAAUAAUAUAUGUCUGUGUAUUAUUUUUGAUUAUUUUGUGCGUAAUAGUCUUUGAACAUCUGCAUGUAAAUACACCUCUUAUUUAUCACUUUUUGGUUUUGUUUUAUUAUGUGUUGAUUUCGUGGAUGUUUUUAUGUUUCAUCUGUAUAUUUGACCAGUUCUGUUCUCAGGUGGAGAACUAAGAACUUGACAUGGCCUGUAUGCUGUAUAUCUUAUUUUCUCUCUCUUUCUCUCUCCCUCAUUCUCGGCUGUUUAUUCAUCAUAUUUAAUGUUAUUAUUGAUCACAUGUAUAAAGGUAGCUUUGUAAUUUCUGUCUGUAUAGGUAAGAGGAAAAUACUGCUACUAAGGCCUACCCAGUGAAAAUAUUUAUCUGUUUAUCAAUUACACCAUAUUGUACGAUAACUCUGUUUCUAGUUUGCUUCCCUCCUUUAGGAUUAGUUUGAUAGAGAUAGGGUGUGGUCUGACAUUUAUUUUGUGUUGCCCUAAUGUGUGGUGCUAGGUAAGUUAAUUUUGUGAACCAAGUAUUGAUUCCCAAGCCUGGCUGCCCUAUUAGUCCAUUCAUUUCAUUGCAUAUAAAUGUAUUAUUGAUAUUAGGACUCAAUAAAUGAUAAGGAUAAUGAAAAUGAUAGUGGUAAAAAUUACCCAGUCAGCACCUGUAUCAGUGUGCUAGUCUUGGGAUAAGGCACUUAUUUCCUUCGGACUUAUAGCAAAGCUAGUAUCUGCUAAUUAACAAGCUUUUUAAGGUUGCUUUUCUGGUUUGUGGAAAAAUGAUAAUAUUCUAACUGAAACAGCAGUAUUGUGUUUUUUCUUUGUCUGAUUGUAAAAACCACUCACUGAGGCUAUAGUUUGUCAGGUGUUAAGAUACUAAAUAUUUACCUCUAUUGUGUCUGCAUAGUUCUUCACCUGAUGCAGGGAAGUGGUGCUUGGAUUUUAUUAAACAGAGCCUCUGUAUGCUUUUGUUAUUCCCCCAUUUUAGACUAUCCUGAAAGUGGUUUCUUCAGACCAGUGGCAUAAACCUUUUGCACCACAUGAAGUGUUACAAAUGUACAUGACAGAAUUGCCAUUUGAGGACAAAGUUGACCUUUUCUCUCCACUCUGUAGCAAAUAUCAGUGAGAAUAUGCUUGCAAUAAUACACAACGUAUCACACUGAGUGCCUCUCGGUGUAACAAGAUGCAUACAUGGUUUUGAUUGUCUUUUUUUGUGGUUUUCCAGACGUGUACUGAAGUGACAAUGUAUUUUGUACAUGAGAAUGAAUUCUCACUCUCACAUGCUUCAAAUGUUUUUUCAGAUUCUUUCUUUAUGUGAUGUUAAUCCUUUUCACUUGGGUUGAUGCGCUAUGUUAAAGGAAUUCAAUGUAUAGAUGGUCUGUUUAGAGUGUACAUGUCACCCCUCACCUUAUUUGAGAAACAUAACUGAAUGGUCAAAUAAUGCUCGCAGAUAAUAUUACAGAAAAGUUCACCUGCACAUUGUAUUUUUUAUUUUUGUUUUUUGAUUAGGCAAAAACUAACAGGCAAUCCACAUUUCUUCACUUUCUGUUUGUUUUAUAUCAACUUUUUUUCUAUUUCACCAAGAACAGAAGAUUUACUAAUGCAUUGUAUAUCAAGUAUUGUAUGUGUUUGUAAAAGAGGCAUACAACACAUCUGGAUUUCUUUAAUGUUCUCUCUUCAGUGAACGCUCAGUCAGUUGGGGUAACUUAACAUGAAGGGUGGGCAGAGGGGUGGAUUCUGUUUCCAUGCAAAAGCAGUACAAAUUAUGGGAAAGCCGAAACUAGUGUGUGGUUGUCACAAAUUUCUAAGUCACAUGUUUGCUACUGAUGUUAAAAUGGGGGGACAGAUGAUCAUGUACCUUUUUAUCCAACUCUUUUGAACUCUCUUUAGCAGGUAGUCUAUUCACAAACGUAGUUUUGCUCCUUCUUGUCUGAUUCUUAAAUAUGAAAAUAAGUAUUUUGAUUCAUUUUGUAAAUACAGCUGUAAAGAAAAAUAAGAAAUUUAAUGUUGUCUUUUAAAUACUUUUCAUUCUAAUAUGAAUGUUGUUAUAUUGUACUUAGAAACUGUACCUUUAAUAUUACCUUUAUUAAAAGUGCAUUGGACACAUCGAUUUUAGAUGUGCUUUAUGUGCUGUUAUCCCAUAAUAAAAUUUACCGCUUGUAAUGGG
Molecule: messenger RNA, 8342 nt
Organism: Siniperca chuatsi (mandarin fish)
Lineage: Eukaryota; Metazoa; Chordata; Actinopteri; Centrarchiformes; Sinipercidae
Gene: roraa
Product: RAR-related orphan receptor A, paralog a
Exons: 11
Coding region: 181-1740 (519 amino acids)
Biological process (GO): regulation of transcription by RNA polymerase II
Cellular component (GO): nucleus
Molecular function (GO): nuclear receptor activity; RNA polymerase II cis-regulatory region sequence-specific DNA binding; zinc ion binding
Source: RefSeq, a predicted model, not a curated record